AUGGAGGUUUCCAUUAAAGACGCGCCGAAAUGCAAUUGCGAAGGGGACCACCAGGAUCUCAUAACCUUCUUGAACGAGAAAACGGACGAAGUGUACAGAUUCAGAGACAGAUAUUUCGAAACGCACGAUAUCGAAGAAGCCGUUAAAAAGGAAGAGGACACGGAGAAGCUUCGAAUCGAAACCUUAAAAUUAUUCACUGAUCACGAGCGUUUGAUCGAAGAUGCUGAUAGGGCCAAGUUCAAUUACUUAAAAGGAAAACUAUUAAACGUGUCGCCCACGUACAGCAGUGAAGCGGAAAUAUUAUUAUCCAAAUCGAUAAAAUUGGAUCCGAAAUUGGUAGACGCCUGGAACGAAUUGGGCGAAUGCUACUGGAAGAACGACGAAUUGAAAAAGUCGAUAAACUGCUUCGAAGGAGCUUUAAAAGAGAAAAGAAACAAGCAUUCCUUAAGGAGCCUGUCGAUGCUGGUGAGGCAAGAACCGGCCAAAACCAGGGAACAAAAAGUGAAAAACAUAGAAAACGGUUUAAAUUACGCCAAAGAAGCGGUUCAACUCGAUCCCCACGAUGGCUUAUCAUGGACCGUAUUGGGCAACGCUUAUUUAUCUUCUUUCUUCGGCAUCCAACAGAACCCCAAAAUCCUCAAGCAAUGCCUCAGCGCCUACUCGCAAGCCGAGAAAGACAUCAUAGCUAAAAGCACGCCGGAUCUUCAUUACAACAAAGGAAUAACUUUGAAGUACGAGGAGGAAUUCAAGCUGGCUUUGGAAUCGUUCAACGAAGCCUCCGUGUACAAUCCGACGUGGGAGCCCCCGAAAAUCAAAGAGAAACAACUGGUGCAGUAUUUAAACGACAUUAAGGAAUUCGCCUCGACCUGCGGGAAGAUGAAAUCGAAACGAUUACAGCAACUGUUGCAAUCGUUCGAACCAAAGCAACUGGGUCCAUACGGCGGGGGAGCAUACACCUCCCCUAUAGGGCAAAAGGUGAAUUUGACCCAAAAGAAACUGAAAGAAUUGAAUAGUGGCAUCAACGAUGAGACCGUGGUGUUGGGUAAAGUGGUGUGUUCCGUCCGGAACGAGGACAGAGUUCCAUUUACGUUUUGCAUGGUUGAUAAGGAUGCUACGUGUGUGGUUGUUACGAUUUUCAAUUUAGCCGAUGGAAAAGGCGUCAUAAUCGGAGAUUCUGUAGCGAUUGCGGAACCCUACGUAACCGACGUUGAUUUUAUUUACAAAGAAAUUGAAUACAAAUUCAGACUGAUUAGAGUGGAAAAUCCGGUGAUAUUAGUUGUAAACGGCAAGAAAGUCAGCAAGGAAUUACAGGCGGAAGUUCAAAUGUCGAUAUUUAAGAAGAACGAUUGA
Messenger RNA from Phyllotreta striolata, 1350 nucleotides. Lineage: Eukaryota; Metazoa; Arthropoda; Insecta; Coleoptera; Chrysomelidae. The record is from the annotation of a GenBank genome assembly.